AUGUGGGCCAUCAUGACUGUUGUGGUUGUUUUUGAGUUCUAUGCAGGUGCCACAUUAAGCAAAGGUUUGCUCCGUGGAGUUGGAACUAUACUUGGAGGUGGAUUAGGGUGCUUGGCAGCAAUUAUGGCAGAUGAUUUAGGAAAGAUAGGAAAUGCAGUAGUGGUUGGUGCUUCAGUCUUUAUUUUUGGCGCUGUGGCAACAUACUGUCGAUUGAUUCCAAGUAUAAAAAGGAGAUAUGAUUAUGGGGUGAUGAUCUUCAUUCUCACCUUCAAUCUGGUAGCAGUAUCUGGUUUGCGUGCUGAUAAAAUUCUUGAAUUAGCCCGUGAGCGUUUGUCAACAAUUGGUAUGGGUUUUGCUGUGUGUAUAUUCAUCAGUUUACUCAUUUUUCCAAUGUGGGCUAGUGAUGAACUUCAUCGCGUGGCAUCCUCCAACUUUGACAAACUGGCUUGCUGCAUUGAAGAUUGCAUGAAAGCGUACUUCAGUGUAGUCAGUGAGAAAGAAAGCAUGCCAAGCAUUAGUGUCAGUGGUUGCAAGUCAGUGUUGCACUCAAAAUCAAGUGAAGAAUCACUGGCAAAUUUCGCAAGGUGGGAACCCUGGCAUGGAAAAUUUUGGUUUCUAUUAUCCUUGGGAGAAAUACUUACAGAUAGGAGAGCUUAUUAG
Lactuca virosa is the source of this 660-nucleotide messenger RNA. The record is from the annotation of a GenBank genome assembly. NCBI's taxonomy places the organism in Eukaryota, Viridiplantae, Streptophyta, Magnoliopsida, Asterales, Asteraceae.